GCUUUACGCGCAGAAAAUGUAGCAUACGUUGUUGCACCUUAUGAAGCUGAUGCACAACUGGCUUAUCUUGAGAAAAAGAAAUACAUAGCAGCCAUCAUAACAGAAGAUUCGGAUUUACUAGUUUUUGGCUGUAGAACUGUAAUAUACAAAUUGGAACCCAAUGGGGAAGGAAUAGAAAUAUGUCGGGAUAAAUUUGGAGACGUACAAGAGAUUAAUCUGCUUGGUUGGAUGGAUAAAAGUUUUCGACACAUGUCAAUGUUAGCGGGUUGUGAUUAUUUGCCUUCGAUAACCGGUAUCGGUCUCAGAUCUGCGCACAAAUAUCUAAAGAAAUAUAAAACCGUAGAAAAGGUAAUACAAUAUUUGAAGAAUAAUAAUAAAAUAAAGGUGCCACCAAACUAUGAAAAUGAUUUUAAAAAAGCAGAAUUAGCAUUCUUGUAUCAACGCGUGUUUGACAUUGAAACUGAACGUUUAAUCACUCUGAAUCCUAUACCUAAAGAUUUGAACAUUUCACCUAAUACAGAUUAUAUUGGACCAAAUAUAGAUGAAAAUAUCGCUUUAGGUAUUGCGAUUGGUGAUAUCAAUCCAAUAACCAUGAAACCAAUGAUACAAGUGGGAAAAGAAGUGGCUAAAGUGAGGGGUUCAUCACCAUUUAAAAAUGACUGUAGUGAAAAAGGCUCAUCUUCAUUGAAUGAAAAUGACCCUUUCACUUGUAAUCCAUUUAGUUCAAAUUAUAAUUAUUCAGGUGCAAAUCUAGUAAAUCUUCCUUUAUUCGAAAAACCGCGCAAAAUCAGAAGUCUAUGCAAAAAGGUGCGCGGACGAGGUUCAAUAUCAACGGCAAACAAAAAACGGAGAUUAUGUUCUAACACGGAUGAUAAAAGUACUCCGAGCCCAAAAAGUUAUUAUCAAAAUCAUGAAAAAAGAUUUGAAAUGGAAUUAGACAAACUCCGUGUUUUAAUAAGAUGCGAAGAUACAUUUUCAACAAUUAAUUUGGACAGGAUGAUACAAUCGGAUCAAUAUAAUCAUAUUGGAUUGACGGAAUGCGAACGACUCGUUGCCGAAGGGUGGAGAAACCAAUAUUUAAGAAAACGUAAAUGGGACAAAUCUUGUUUUGAUUAA
Molecule: messenger RNA, 1116 nt
Organism: Funneliformis caledonium
Lineage: Eukaryota; Fungi; Glomeromycota; Glomeromycetes; Glomerales; Glomeraceae
Source: the annotation of a GenBank genome assembly